Nothobranchius furzeri (turquoise killifish) is the source of this 1289-nucleotide messenger RNA. Its product is annotated as olfactory receptor 4B13-like. Gene Ontology annotation, biological process: detection of chemical stimulus involved in sensory perception of smell; G protein-coupled receptor signaling pathway. Lineage: Eukaryota; Metazoa; Chordata; Actinopteri; Cyprinodontiformes; Nothobranchiidae. Gene Ontology annotation, cellular component: membrane. The record is from RefSeq and is a predicted model, not a curated record. Gene Ontology annotation, molecular function: olfactory receptor activity; odorant binding; G protein-coupled receptor activity.
CAUGUAAGCAGAGGAGAGUCAGAGUGAGUGAAGCUCCACUCUGUGGACUGAACCAUGUCGUAACGCCUCACAGGAAGCAUCAGGCGGUCUGAACUCUCCUCUCUGAGCAUGGAUAAUGUUUCUGUGGUCAGAAUUUUCACCCUGGCAGGUAUAAACGAGACAAUGGACUACAGGAUCGCCAUCUUCUCACUCUCUCUGAUUUACUACUGUGUGAUUUUGUUUCUGAACUUCUCGCUGGUGUUUAUCAUUGUCCUCGAUGAGAACCUGCAUGAACCCAUGUACGUUUUACUCUGCAGCAUUUGCAUUAAUGCCGUUUACGGCACCACGGGUUUCUACCCUAAAUUCCUCUUUGAUUUAUUCUCAUUUUCACAAGAAAUCUCCUACGAAGGUUGUUUGCUGCAGGCCUUUGUUAUGCACUCGUAUGCUUGCUGUGAUCUGUCCAUCCUGGCGGUCAUGGCCUAUGACAGAUAUCUGGCCAUUUGUCACCCGCUGCACUAUCACUCCUCCAUGACGAGGAGGAAGCUGGCCCAGCUGAUCACCUUCUCCUGGCUGACUCCCUUCUGUAUUUUGUCCCUCGGUAUUCUGCUCGCAACCCAACUGCAGCUGUGCAGCACCAAGAUUAAGAAACUGUUCUGUGUGAAUUGGACCAUUGUUCAGCUUGCCUGCUCACACAGCAACACCUUUUCAAACGUGAUCAUUUCAUAUGCAGCAAUCAUCAUUUAUGUGUCUCACGGCAUUUUCAUCAUGUGGACUUACAUGUGUCUUGUUAAGACAUGCACGAGGUCCAAAGACAACAGGGUGAGGUUUAUGCAGACAUGCGUGCCUCAUUUGGUGUCUUUGGUGAUGUUCUUGGUUGUGGUUCUUUUUGAUUUGAUGUACAUGAGGUUUGGCUCCACAGAUUUACCUCAGAGCCUCCAGAACUUCAUCGCUUUGGAGUUUCUAGUCCUCCCUCCGCUGAUGAACCCUCUGAUUUAUGGAUUCAAACUGACCAAAAUACGAAACAAAAUCAUGAGUUUAGUUUAUGUUGACGUGCUGCUUUAACACAUUCUUGCUUUAUUGAUCCUGAGCAGAACAGUGAUCUGCUUUCAGCACGUUACUCUGCUUUUGUCAAACAUUUAUUUUGUUAGUUUAGUAAGAAAUCCAGGGAAAAGCUUGCUGAACUGCAUGCAAAAACAAAAUUUAUACUGACCUUCAGGACCUGAAGAACCAAGCUGGACCUAAACAGUUUCUCACACACCUUUGUUGCUGUGUGCACUAACAUAUAAAUGUAAUUUGAUGCAUGUUGUAUG